AUGUGCAACACCAUCAAAUUGCCGGAAGUUCCUAAAGCUCAUGAGUACCGCGGAGGGUCUGCCACAGAAGCUAGUUUUCGCGCUAGUUCUUCUGUGCUAGUUAUGCUCUGUGUUGGCGAUGAUGUCAUUAGUUAUUUGACUGCAAGCAGUAGGUACGAGCUCGCGGCGCGAAAUGCUAAUGAUACACAGAGUCUCCUAAAAGGGAGAAUGGAUAAUCGGCAGCCAAGCCGCCUGGGAGAGACUCUUAGAGUUCCCGACGGUGCAGUUCACAGACUAGACGUUGGUGGGGGAGCGGCUAUAAUUGAGUGGAACGGUGUGGAUGUUCUUAACUGGCAAAACUCAUCCGAACUACGCCGAGUUCUUAAUGCGGCAUCGCGUGCCAAAGGUGAGUCCGAGUCCCUUGACCCUACUGGGACUAAGGGUGUUGUAUCAGAAAUCGAAAUGUUAGGCCUACCACCCAUUUAG
This is a messenger RNA of Paraglomus occultum, 465 nucleotides long. Lineage: Eukaryota; Fungi; Glomeromycota; Glomeromycetes; Paraglomerales; Paraglomeraceae. The record is from the annotation of a GenBank genome assembly.